Phyllopteryx taeniolatus (common seadragon) is the source of this 1664-nucleotide messenger RNA. RefSeq names its product palmitoyltransferase ZDHHC23-A-like. The coding region runs from base 10 to 1572 and encodes 520 amino acids. Gene Ontology annotation, biological process: protein targeting to membrane; peptidyl-L-cysteine S-palmitoylation. Gene Ontology annotation, molecular function: protein-cysteine S-palmitoyltransferase activity. Gene Ontology annotation, cellular component: endoplasmic reticulum; Golgi apparatus. Lineage: Eukaryota; Metazoa; Chordata; Actinopteri; Syngnathiformes; Syngnathidae. The record is from RefSeq and is a predicted model, not a curated record. The transcript is spliced from 10 exons.
UAAUCCACGAUGAAAUGGGAGAAGUUAAAACCUCCAGAACCAGAUGAUCCAAUGUGUUGCUGUGAAUGCGACGUUUUCCAGCACGGAUGCUAUUGUGACUGUGAGGAUCUGGACGAAGCCUUUAACAGAUGGCUGAGAGACAAGGCACCAAAGAGUGGAUGUCAUUCAUUUCUACUGGGGGCCUUGAUUGACAACUUGGAGAUCUCCCUGGUUCCUGCACUGGUCCUGCUGCCUCUUCUGAUGCGGGUGGCGGCACUGCACUACCUACUGGGUAUCAUGAUCUUGACAGCGCUGCCCGGCCUGGUGCUCCGGCUCUACUACGCCACCCACAAGAGGAAGAGACGGUCGCUCUUCUUUCUCACCCUGGCUCUCGACUCUCUCGCCUACAUGUACUACCUCUUCAUCACUGAGAUUGUACCUCGCGGAGAUGUGAGUCGGACGCAGCUAUGCACCGUGACAGCGGGGAUGAUCUUUACUAUUGUCUCUUUGGUUCGAACCAAGAGCGGCCCGGGAUUUGUUAGUACUACACGUGAGGAGGACAUUAAGGGUUCACCACAUCUCACUGGGUCUGUUCAGUCAGAGGCAACCUCCAAUUUCUCAGUAUCAAGACCAAGUGGAAAAUGGAGCAGGUGUCCUGUGUGCAAAAUUGCACGACCACCCCGGGCGGGACAUUGUAGAACAUGUGGAGCUUGUGUCCAACGCCUGGACCACCACUGUGUCUGGAUAAACAGUUGUGUAGGACAGGGUAACCACCGCAGCUUCCUGUUGACCCUAUGUGUGUUCCUGCUGACAUCUUUGUAUGGGAUCACUUUGGUGCUUCACAGCCUGUGUCCUCAGCAGUAUCUAGUCAGCGCACUCUUCUACUGCCCUGGUGUCUACACUCUGUCCAGCUCAGCGCUCUGCUUCACCUGUGCCUGGUACAGCGUCAUAGUCACAGGGGGGCUGCUGUACCUACUGGUGGCACAGGUGGUCAAUAUCAGCUUCAACGUGACGGAGCGGGAGGCCCAGCUAGCCCUGAGGAACAAAACGGGCCAGAGUCGCCUGUGGGGGCUCGCCACAGGAACAUAUUCACGAGGUUUCUACCAGAACUGGGUUGACUUCCUCACUAUGGCCGAUGCCUCUUCAGGGGGGAAGUGGUACCUGAUCGGUUUCGCCUCUAAUGGCCAAUGGUUCGUCCAACGCCGCGCCUCCAUGAAAAUGGGCACAGCCAUGCUCAAUCCAACUGCAGAUGGUGACCUGGAUAUUUCAUAUGCAAGUUUAAAAUCUGACGGGACAUGUUGGAGACUGAACAACCUGGCCAAGAAGACAGAUCUGCCGGGAAAGUUCACAUACACAAGUUGGGGCAAUGACAAUGACAUGCGCAUUGUUGACGUAAAGUAUGACCAGUACGCCCUGACUCACACCAUAAGGACAGACAGGGAUCAUCCCACAAUUGUAAACAAGCUAUAUGGUCGUGGAGUGGAUCUCAGCCCGGAUCUGCUGGAGAAGUUCAGGCAGUUCUCCCUGGAAACCGGAAUCCUAGCUGAAAACAUUGCGUUCCUCCCCAAAAAUGGUGAGUGCACAGCUGCCUAGCUUCCUGCCACCCUCGGCUUAAACCAACAAUGUUGUCAAGACAAGUGGAAAGUUAACGAACGUGUGCUAAUAAAAGUCAGAGAGCUAAAAUA